Lindgomyces ingoldianus is the source of this 312-nucleotide messenger RNA. RefSeq lists its product as uncharacterized. The record is from RefSeq and is a predicted model, not a curated record. NCBI's taxonomy places the organism in Eukaryota, Fungi, Ascomycota, Dothideomycetes, Pleosporales, Lindgomycetaceae. The coding region runs from base 1 to 312 and encodes 103 amino acids. Gene Ontology annotation, molecular function: protein binding. The transcript has a single exon.
AUGGCCAUCCUGGCGUCAACGUACUGGAAUCAAGGCCGAUGGGACGCAGCCGAAGAGCUAGAGGUGCAAGUAAUAGAGAUUCGCAAGAAGAACCUCGGAGCAGACCAUCCUUCCACGCUGACCAGCAUGAACAAUCUUGCCUUCACACGCAAAGGACAAGGUCGAGAUGUGGAAGCUAUAAGUCUAAUGAAGGAAUGUGUACGGCUUCAACGACACACCCGAGGGGUUAAUAACUCCAGUUUCGUAGCCUAUUCAAAUGUUUUAGCUAAAUGGGAGAAAGUGCAAGUGGAUGAUUGUCCCCAUUCAGGGUAA